Chlamydomonas reinhardtii is the source of this 4564-nucleotide messenger RNA. RefSeq lists its product as uncharacterized. The transcript is spliced from 11 exons. The record is from RefSeq and is a predicted model, not a curated record. Gene Ontology annotation, molecular function: protein binding. NCBI's taxonomy places the organism in Eukaryota, Viridiplantae, Chlorophyta, Chlorophyceae, Chlamydomonadales, Chlamydomonadaceae. The coding region runs from base 97 to 3933 and encodes 1278 amino acids.
AACCAAACAACAGCUCGCGACUAAAAGUGAAAGCCUCGCGCCAGCUGAACUUGGAUGCCGAGAACGCGUAUGAGACAGCCUUAAUAGCAGCAUCCAAUGAAGCGUGGGCGGGGCGCUUCAAAGAAGGCGGCUGCGGACAGCGGCAGCGAUGGAGAGCCCGAACGCGAGCCGCUGGACCCCAUCGCUGCCGCUAUGGAGGCCAAACGCUUGCGGCUGCUGGAGGCUGCUGGUCGAGGCGCGGCAGCAUGGGACGAGGACAGAUAUCUGCGGGCGCCACGGGUGGACAGCGCACCGGACCUACAAGCUGCACCCCAGCCAAGCGCUAGCAUGGCGCCGGCACCGGGCCCCUUCACGGUAGUGACCACCAUCACCCGGAUACCGCGCCGCCCGCCGCCCGCUGCCGCGGCAGUAGCGGCAGCAGCAGGCGCCCCCUCGGCCUCGGCGGCCGGGGCCGCGGCGGCACACGCGGCGCAGGCGGGAGGUCGCGGCUCGGCCGAGCCCGAGGGCGAGGGCGGUCUGGCCGCGCUACUGGGCUACGGGGACGUGGCUGCCUCAGACGAUGACGACGAGGAGCUGGCGGAGGAGCAGGAGGGAGCCGCGGGGGCGGGCCGCGCCGCUGCCGGUGACUCGGCCGUGCCGGCGUCAAACACGCCGACGGGGUCAGGCCCGGUGGAAGAUGCAGCCGCGGUCGGGGUGACAGAGGACCAGGCAGCUCCAGCCGCACAGCAACAGGGUGACGGCAUGGACACGGAGCUGGCUAGCUUCAUGCAGGAGCUCGAAGCCAGCGGGCUGCUGGAGGACGGCGGCGAUGAGCCGCCGCCGCUGCCGCCACAGCCGCACCGGGAGGCAGCAGAAGCGGCACCAGGCGCAACCGCGAAUGGCGGGGAGGCCGGCGCGACCGCAUCUGCUGAUCCGGCAGCUGUUGACGCGGUCGCUGGUGCUGAUGCUAGUGCUGGUGCCGGCGAUGUUCCCGCGCAUGACAGCGCAGGGGAACUGGCGGCUGCGGGCUUGAGCGCGGGUGCGGGCGUGGGCGCCAGCGGCAGCUCCGAGGAGCAACAGCUGCUUGGGUACCUGGUGGGGGCGCCCGAGUGGUGCAAGUGCCUGGACGGCGGCUCAGGGCGGACCUACUUCUGGAACCUGACCAGUGGCGAGGUCGCGUGGGAGCCGCCCAACGGGGCCGACCCAGAUCAGCUGCUGCCGCCGCCCGUGGGGCCCGGGGCGGCGGAGGCAGAGGCGGCGGAGGCGGAGGCCGCACAGGCUGAGAAGGAGAACGGGGAGGAGGAUCAGGAGGACGGUGAUGCGAUCCUCAACGAUGCCGUGCGUGCGGCUGGCAGCGAGGAGCCGGCGGAUGCCGGGGAAGCCGGCAAGGCAGGGGAAGCGGGGCCGUCACCUGCGGCAGAGGGCGGCAUGGAGGUCGACGACAGAGGGCCCGGGGCAGAGGAGGAGGAGGAGGAAGUCCAGCCGUCUGUCCCGCCGAACUCGGCACUGGCUGCAGCGCAGGAGCGGGCACCAGCAGUGAGGGCGGGGGACGGGUCUGAGCAGCACACUGGCGAGGCAGCAGACGUGGAUGCAGGCGCUGGCAGGCGGCCCGCCGCUGCCGCGCCCGCCGCCAGCAGCGGUGCCGCCGCUGCAGCGCCGGACGCUGCUGAUGCCGCCUCAGGACAGGGCGAGGCGGCAGCUGCGGCGGCGGCAAUGGAGCUGCUGCAGGCUGUGACGGACAUGGUGCUGCGGCCGCCGCAGCCGCACAUACACCAGGUGAUGGCGGCGCUCGAGACGGAAGCGGAGGUGGCGGCGCGUGGCUACAUGGAGAGCCUGUCACCGCUGGUGCGGCUGGCGGUGGAGGCGCAGGUGCGCGCCGCCGACUGGCGGGUGCUGGCAGCGCAGCAGGCGGCGGCGGCGGCGGCGGGGCAGCCGGCGGACGCUGUGACGUGGCCGGCCCUGGAGCGGCACAUGGUGGGCGCGGUGCGGCUGCUCCUGGAGGCACUACCCCAGGCUCGUGUUGACGCGGAGCGGAGCCGGGAGCUGCCUGGCGCCGCCGCUACCGCCGGCGCCGCUGCCAGUGCUGGUGCUGGCGCCUGCGGCAGACCUGCGGCGGCGGCGUCUGCUGAUGCGGCGCCCAUUAAAGGGGCUGUGUCGCCAGCACCAGCACCAGAGGCAUUAGAUGCAGACCCAGUGGCAGGAAGGCCAAAUGGACCGGCUGGCGCGCGCUCCAUUACUGUGGGCGGCGAGAGUCAGGCGGGCAAGGCAACUGCCGAGGUCGCGGACGAGGAGCAGGCGGGGGCAGAGGAGGUGCAAGCUGGAGCGGCGGGAUCGGAGCCUGGCGCUGAUGGGGACGUGGACAUGGAGGAGGGGGAGCUACUGGAAGAGGCGGAAGAGGCGGUGGCUGGGCCGCAACAGCCACCCGACGCCCGCAGCACUGCGCCAGGAAGCCCGGAGACGGCGGUAGCGACGUCAACUCAAGCCGAGCAGUCCGCUGCGGACCCGCCGCCGCCCAGCCCCGCCCACCCGCCACCGCCUGGGUCACCGCCGCCGCCACCCCCGGAUGUGGGUCUGCCGCCGCUGCCCGGCUCGCCGCCGCCCCUGCCGCCUGAGGCUCCGCCGCCGCCACCCCACGCGGCAGACACGGAAGACGGCAGCGAUGACAUGGCCAUUGAUGACGAUGACGAAGCAGCUGGCGCAGGGACGGCCGCCGCUGCCCCUGCCGCCGUCGCACCCGCCUCCACUGCAGCCAAUGCCGCCGCCGCGACGGCAGCAGUCGCGGCCCACUACUACCCACACUACUCACAUGAUGCCGGCGCGGGGUUGCCGGGCGCGGCGCCGGGUGCGGCGCUGCCUCCGGGCUUUGAGGCGGCGGCGGCGGCGUACGCCUCGGGUGCGGCGUACGGCGCCAGUGCGUACGACACGUACAUGAGUCAGGCGUACGGGUAUGCGUACGGCAUGCCGCCGCCGCCGGCUUCGACGCCCGCCGGGUACGAGGCGCUGCAGUACGUCAAUUCGUACCUGGGGUACGGGGCGGCGGGCGCAGCGGGCGUGGAUGCCGAGGGUGCAGCAGCAAGACCGGAAGUCAAGAGCGCCAAGGAGUACCGGGCGGAGCCCAUCCGCAAUCCGGCAGCCGCAGGUGCGGAGGGCACGCCCGAGCCCCAGUCAGGCCGUGCGAGCGCCUCGCCCACCCCGCCGCCACUCGACCUGCUGAACAUGCAUGCGGCGACCGCGCCGGACGCUGCAGCGGCGCUGGCGGCGGCGCGGCGCAAGGCAACGGCUGCAGGCGCCGUGUUGGUUGGCGGAGCCAGCGCAGCAGGUGGCGGCGGCGCCGCCGCUGUCGGCUCCAAGAAGGUCAAGGCAGGUGGUGGCGGCGGUGGCGGCCUGGGCGGCAAGAUGGGGGCGAUGGUCCAGAAAUGGAGCGCAGCACAGCGGGAGCUGGAGGCGGAGGAGGAGAAGGCGGCCCGCAAGGCGGCAGAGGCGGAAGACCCCAAUGCGCUGGAGCGGAAGCGCAAGGCGGAGCUGGAGCGCUGGAAGUGGGAGCAGCAGGUCACGGGCGCAGCCACCAGCAAUGCCAACUUUGCGCCACUGGGAGACUGGCGCUCGCGGUUUCCCAAAAUGGCCGAGGGCGCGGAUGGCGCAGCAACCAAGAAGGACAAGAAGGAGAAAAAGGAGAAGAAAGAAAAGAAGGAGAAGAAGGAAAAGAAGGAAAAGAAGGAGAAGCUUUUGACUACCGCUGGCGCCGUUGACGCUGCGGCGGCCGGCAGCAGUGGUGCUGGUGGCGGCGGCGCGGCGGGCGGUGCCGGGGUGCUCAACUGCAACAGCCGGCCUGACCUGGACGCGCUAUCCGCGGGCCUGCCGUCGGGCUGGCGUGCCAUGUGGGACAAGUCUACCGGCGACGUCUACUAUGGGAACCUUGCAACGAAGGAGACGCGCUGGGUUCGGCCCACCUGAGGCGCAACGAGCAGUGACGAGCGCGCGCUACACAGAGGCGCAUGCGCGGCAGCAUGGGCGCCUCACGCCCCCACGAUGGGACAGGUCAAGUCGCGCAUGAUAGCACCGGAUUCUUGCGUGCGUAUGUUACGGCAAUCGGCACGUAAAGGACAGGCCCAAGUUGGCAGGAGUUGUGUCUAGGACAGAACCGGGCGCAAUCAGUAGUAUUGCAUUGACGGGGGCUGUGAACGGGAGGUCUUCUCUAUGCUGCAUUUCUCCGUGGUCGUGGACCUGCGUUGAGGAUGGUGUGUGCGUGCAGUGCGGGAUGAAAGCUCGUGAUGGAACAUGGCAAGGGGCAGGAAAGCGUAGUCCCGAUGUGUGUGGUUCCCACCCGUGCCCACAUAAAUGCGUAGCAAGAAGGGACAAGGCAUUGGUGCGUCGUUCGCGCGCUGUUACUGUACCGACGGUAGCUGGCAGGAUGUGUCGAUGUGCGGGAUGAAAGCUGUGCUGCUGCCGGUCGCCAAACGCAUUGCUGACUCUGGAUCUAGCUCUGCGUUGCCGCGUUUACAUUGAUGCAUAGCAUGGAUGCAGACUUGCCCGCGCCUCCUUCGUGGGGCACCCAAGGGCAAGUAAGAUGUGUAACGCUUUCACC